Molecule: messenger RNA, 2433 nt
Organism: Doryrhamphus excisus (bluestripe pipefish)
Lineage: Eukaryota; Metazoa; Chordata; Actinopteri; Syngnathiformes; Syngnathidae
Source: RefSeq, a predicted model, not a curated record
CUUAGGACCGGGGUGAUGGAUCCCCACCAUAUUUGACACUACAUCAAUUUCACUAAUCCAAAUUGGAUAAUAUUAGCUACAAAAACGUGUGAGAAUGUGGCACAGGUUCGUGCUUACAUGCAAACAUUCUAGGCCAUGGUCGGGUCAGCAGGAUUCUCUUCGUCGAACCGGUUUAUGCAGAUGCAUCAUUAGCUAGCAUCCUGUGUUUGCAAACAAUAAGCUAAAAAAAACGAGAUCUAAACUCAAAACUUUUGAGAAGAGUUUUUGGGACAGUGGUUCAUUUUUUCUCCUUUUAGUGCUGGUAAAGCGCUGCUUCCAUUUUGGAACAUUCGCCUUCUUGCAAUUUGCACACAGCGCGCAUCUUUAGAACACAUCUUGAGGACCGAAGACUUGACCUCAUGGCCGCCGCACGUUUCCCCGGAAAAAGUGAGGGCGUGCCGGCCACCAACUGGAGCUCGCCAGCGGUGGACCGUCCUGUGUGCGUGAAUGGGACGCCUUGGAUCCUUUACCUGCUAGAGGAGUGUGUGGAGAACGUGUGGGAGUACAGCAGUGUGGUGAUUGGGCUCUUCUCCAUGUUGUGCUUUCUGCUAUCCACUUUGCCUCAGGUCUACGAAGCCUAUCGUAAUGGUAAAGUGGAUCAAGCCAUGUCUUUCGGCUUCCUCUUCUUCCUCUUCAGUGGAGACCUCACCAACUUCGCAGGAUGCUACUUCACCAGCCAGCUUCCCAUUCAGAUGGUCACAGUGAUAUUCUACAUCUUUACAGACGUGGUUCUCAUCUCACAGUUUAUUUACUAUAAGAUAAAGAACAACUCCAGCACAAAGAGCCCUGUGUUGAAGUGGCUGUGCUUUCUGUGGUGUGGCGCCGCAACAAUAUUCCUUAUAGUUUCACCCAGUCUCAUCUUAGACAAUAGCACAACUUCAGUAUCUCUUGGGACAACUACUUCUAAAUCAUUAGAAGUUUCUGGCUAUGUAUGUGGAUACCUGGCAUCAGUUUUCUACCUUGCAUCCCGCUUCCCACAGCUCUAUAAAAAUUUCCAGAGGCAGUCCACCGAGGGCACCUCCUACCUACUGUUUGCUCUGGCGAUGAUGGGCAAUGGGACAUACGGUUUGAGUGUCAUUGUAGUACUACCAUCACUAAAGGACUCCAGACACAAUUUCAUCAUCAAGCAUCUGGCCUGGCUCAUUGGGAGUCUGGGAGUCCUCGUUUUGGACUUCCUUGUAACGAUGCAGUUCAUUAUGUAUAAGAAAAACAACUCUGACAAACAACACACAGUACUCGCUGCAUUAGAAGUCGAACCUCUACUGUGUGAAGAAGAGGAGCUAUCAGCAGUUUAAGAAACCUGAGAAUCACCACCAUCUGUCAGCACUUUACUCAACAUAACAAUUACACACUAUUAAAAGGGACCAAUUAUGCUUUUUCAACUUUUCUGACCUAUAAAUGUUGUUAGAAUGUUGUAUUCUCGUAAUAAGUUUGGGAUGACUCUGAACGCUUGGUUUCAGAGAGUUUUUUUCUAAUACCAAGUUUUAUGAUGUCAAUGCAAUCCGGACUUCCUUAUAUGGGUGUGCUCGGAUAUGCUUUAAGCCCGCCCUCCCCCAGCUCUGCUUUUGCUCUGUUUAUGGUGUUAGCAAUGGUGAGGCAAGCAUCAGGCAGAAGUGGUUGGAGUCGGUGGUUCGUGGCCAGCAAGAGGAAAAUAUUUUUGUUUGUCAAUGGCAUUUCACAUGGAACAGUUUUGUGAACACCGGCCAAUAUGAAGCUGGACUAUAUGCCAAACUGUUGCUGAAGCCCAACGCCUUUCCAAAAACAAAAGCAGUUGUCUGUAACUGUGCAAUAAAUUGCUUUCUCAAAAAUGUGUUUCACUCAUAUUUCUUUUUUUUGCAAUUUGAAGCUCUACUUAGAACCUACAAAUGUAAAAUGUAAAUUUGUGGUCUUAAAAUUUUGUUUAGGGGUGUAUUUUCACUGAAGCCAAGUUUCAGCAAAAGAAAGUGCCUUUGACUUUGCCCAAAUCAUACCUGAAUACCUGUAAUGCAAUAUUCUAUCGUGUUAUGGUCAUGGAGUACCAUCAAAUAUGGUACACAGCCCAUUUGGAUAUUAAGUAAUGAUGCAAAUAUUUGUUGUACUUUUUGUGAAGGAAAGUUUUUUUCUGUCUUCUUAACAGGUCUUUACUGUGAAACAUCCAUUGUUGUCUUUAGCAAAAGUGUACCUACAAUAUAUGUAUACAUGAAUUGUAUAAAAUAUGGGUAAUACAUUUUAACUUGGUUUACAUUUACACUGCCAAUAUUUUUAAUAUUGUAAAAGACUAAUUGAUAAGAUUUGAAAAUUACUAAAUGUUCUUAGUGUCAACAUAACAACAUAGUGUAAAAUUGACAAUUGAGUCGUGAUAUUACCUCACAGUACUGUACUAGAAUCAUGUUUAUCAUGUGCUCAUGGUUGCCU